Molecule: messenger RNA, 2329 nt
Organism: Pungitius pungitius (ninespine stickleback)
Lineage: Eukaryota; Metazoa; Chordata; Actinopteri; Perciformes; Gasterosteidae
Product: gap junction alpha-8 protein
Biological process (GO): gap junction-mediated intercellular transport; cell-cell signaling
Cellular component (GO): connexin complex
Molecular function (GO): gap junction channel activity
Source: RefSeq, a predicted model, not a curated record
UGGGAGAUGUUUGUUGUGUGAGAGUGCUACGGACCGAUCAUGGGUGACUGGAGCUUUCUGGGUAAUAUUUUAGAGGAAGUUAACGAGCACUCUACGGUGAUCGGCCGGGUGUGGCUCACGGUGCUCUUCAUCUUCCGUAUCCUCAUCCUGGGCACGGCGGCGGAGUUUGUGUGGGGCGAUGAGCAGUCUGACUACGUCUGCAACACACAGCAGCCGGGGUGUGAAAACGUGUGCUACGACGAGGCCUUCCCCAUCUCCCACAUCCGCCUGUGGGUGCUGCAGAUCAUCUUCGUGUCCACGCCGUCUCUGGUGUACGUGGGUCACGCCGUGCACCAUGUGCACAUGGAGGAGAAACGCAAAGAGCGCGAGGAGGCCGAACUCAGCCGGCAGCAGGAGCUGAGCGAGGAGCGUCUCCCCCUGGCACCGGACCAGGGCAGUGUCCGCACCACCAAGGAGACCAGCACCAAGGGCAGCAAGAAGUUCAGGCUGGAGGGUACCCUGCUGAGGACCUACAUUUGCCACAUCAUCUUCAAAACACUGUUUGAGGUGGGCUUCGUGGUGGGACAGUACUUCCUGUACGGCUUCCGCAUCCUGCCGCUGUACAAAUGCAGCCGCUGGCCCUGCCCCAACACGGUGGACUGUUUUGUGUCCCGGCCCACGGAGAAGACCGUCUUCAUCAUCUUCAUGUUGGCCGUUGCCUGCGUCUCACUCUUCCUCAACUUUGUGGAGAUCAGUCACCUGGGCCUGAAGAAGAUUCGCUUUGUUUUUCGCAAGCCGACCCCGACCCCGGCUCAGGGCGAGGGCACGGCCUCCCUGCCGCCCCCAGGAAAGAACUUGCCCCCUCUGGCGAUGCCAGCCCUGCAGAGGGCGAAAGGUUACAGGCUGCUGGAUGAGGAGAAAGCUCCCAUAACUCAGCUCUACCCGCUUACCGAGGUGGGCAUGGAGGCCGGCAGAGGGGCCCCACUCUUCCCGGUGCUGGAAGAGAAGGUGGAGGAGGUGCUGCCAAUGGAGGACAUCUCUAAGGUGUACGACGAGACUCUGCCCUCCUAUGCCCAGACCACCGAGAUGGCGGGGGUGUCACUACACGAGGAGGCCGAGGAGGUGCAGCCAGCAGAGGUAGAAGCAGAGAGAUUGGAGAGGGAUGAGGAUCUGGAGGUAGAGGAGGCGGGGAACGGGGAGGGGGUGAAUCCAGCAGAGAGAAGGAUGGAGGCCACGGAUACGAUAGAAGACACCAGACCGCUGAGCCGACUGAGCAAAGCCAGCAGCAGGGCCAGUUAGGCGGUGACUUUCAUUCAUUCAAACAGUGACAUAUUGCAAAUGCAGCACGCGGCUGCACAAGGCCCCGGUGGGAUGGAGAAUUUUUGCAUCAACUUGACAUUUUCGAUCAUAUGUUGCAUGUUCUGGAUUUUCUCACUAGCAGAUGUAGGCAGCAUCUCAGAGGCAGUUGGCAGUACAGUGAUCCUGCCGUGUAAGGACGAGUCAAACGACACUCUGGUUCAGCUGACAUGGAAAACGAACGGGAUUACGCUGCUCAGUUUCAAACCACAAGUACCCUUGCACACCAGUGGCGAAGCGAGGCGCUGGAACAUAAAUAUAACAGACAGUCCGCCAUAUGCACUGCUCAUUAAGAACGUCCAGGAGUCUCAUUCAGGAAACUACACCUGUGAGAUCAAUACGGACGCAAGAUUUCUGGAACACAAGUGGGAGUUAAUAAUCACAGAAAACGUGCUGAUGAUUACUGUGGCAUCUGUUGUUCCUUGUGUGUGUUGCCUGAUCUUUAUAUUAGCUUGGAUCAUUCUGCACAGAGUCCGCAUUCAACGUGCAGAGGAUCAUUCUCCCACUGCAAGAAUGGAGAGAGAAGAAGAUAUUUAUGAAAACUGUCUGGGAAUGCAUGUUAGUCAACAACGUAGCGACAAUCAGUCUCACUGUUACCACGAAAGACCUCAUUGAUCUCAGCGUAGAAACAUCUAAAAGGGAAGGGGGUGUUUACCAGUUUUUUUUGUUCUUGGGUUGUAUGUCUUUCUGUACCAUCCGCCAAUCAAUACCUGUCUUAAGACCAUAAUUUAACUACUUAGCAGAGGUGUCAGGUAACAACAAUAAGUACAAAUACUUUGUUACUGUACUUAAGUAGAAAUUUGGAUACUUUAUUGGAGUAUUUAUUUUUUUCAGACUUUUACUUCUUUUUCUUACAUUUUAAAAUCCGCCUCGUUACUCCUAUUUCAUUUUGGCUUGUUUUCCUUCAUGUCAUCUCUCAAAAUCACAUAAAAAAUACGAUCCGGAUAAAUCGCGCCGUCGUUUGAGUGAAUUAGAUUGUGGAUGGAUGAGAAGU